Molecule: messenger RNA, 1255 nt
Organism: Melanaphis sacchari
Lineage: Eukaryota; Metazoa; Arthropoda; Insecta; Hemiptera; Aphididae
Gene: mTTF
Product: transcription termination factor, mitochondrial
Exons: 6
Coding region: 141-1169 (342 amino acids)
Biological process (GO): termination of mitochondrial transcription; regulation of DNA-templated transcription
Cellular component (GO): mitochondrial matrix
Molecular function (GO): double-stranded DNA binding
Source: RefSeq, a predicted model, not a curated record
UUGAACUUAGAUAUCAAUGUUCAUGUAUCUUCAUAUUGUUAUUAUGUCUUGUACAAUUAUUUAAACUUACAUUGUUUCCUAUUUUACAAUGCUCAAUUUAAAUUUCUUUUAAGUUUUAAUUAUCAAUACAGGACAACAAGAUGUUAGUCUCUAAUGUGUUUAAACCAAUAAAAUGUUUAAAUGCAAUUAACUUAAGAAAAUAUUUAAGUUCAAUGAUUGAUAAAAAGCCAACAUUUUCUAUUCAAGAUGAAAUUGGAUUUAAAAUGAAUUGUAAUUUAAAUCAUAAAGAGAAAUUCGACGAAUGUCUUAAACACGGGAUUACUUCUAAUACAGUUCUUAGUAAUAAAUGGAUUUUCAAUAUUAAUUUAAAUCAUUUAAGUAAUGGACUAACAUUACUUAAAAAAUGGAAUCCCAAAAAAAUGGAUGAUUUGUUUGUACUUCUUCAAAUGCCUAUGAAAAAACUUGUAUUUCUUACUAAAAAAACUCAAUUAGAAUCACAAAUUGUGCCACGUGGAAACAGAGUUUAUUAUUUUGCAUCUACUUUUGAGAAAAAUCCCCAAGAAGUAUGUUACCAUUUGAUACAUUACAAAUUUUUAUUUACACGGAACUUUGCAACUCUUAACCACAUAUAUCAUAUUUUGAUCGAAAAUAACGUUGAUAAGAAUGAUAUUUGGAAAGAUACAUGGAUAUUUAUGUACAGCAUUGAACAAAUAAGUCAAAGAAUUUCUCUUACUAAAACAGCAAAUUUACCGAUUAAACCUUGGAUGUUACGAUGUAAACCUGAAGUAUUCGAAAGGACUAUAGAGAUAAAACAAGAAAAUAGAGUAGUUCUUAAUAAAGACUCUACUGCACAAUAUUUAGCCAAAAGACUUAAAGUACCUGAAAAAACUAUAAGUUAUAUUAGUUCAAAAUAUCCUACAACAUUGAGAGUAAGUCCUAUUAAAUUGAAAGAAAUAUUAGAUUUUCUUCUCAAAGAAGGAUUCAAACCUACACAUAUAUUGAGUACUCCACGUGUAUUUACUCACAGUAUUUCUACUUUACAGGAACGAUUAACUGAGUUGAGAGACCUUGGUGCUGAGCCUACUUUAACUGCUUUAUGUAAAAAUAAAACAACUUAUCAAGAAUUAGUUAAUAAAUUAAUUUUGAAAAACACUAAAAUAUAUAUUUAAGAUCUUAUUGUAUCAUGCCUAAGAAGUAAUAAUAUAUGUAUACUUUUUAUGUAAUUUGUAUUUUAAAACAACAAAUGAUAGAUUAA